Molecule: messenger RNA, 2956 nt
Organism: Durio zibethinus
Lineage: Eukaryota; Viridiplantae; Streptophyta; Magnoliopsida; Malvales; Malvaceae
Product: G-type lectin S-receptor-like serine/threonine-protein kinase LECRK4
Biological process (GO): protein phosphorylation
Molecular function (GO): ATP binding; protein serine/threonine kinase activity
Source: RefSeq, a predicted model, not a curated record
UUAUGUAAAAGAGUUGUUCCAUGAAUAACUGUUUGAUAAAAGAGUUGUUCCAUGAAUAAAAUAGCCUUCACUACAAUAAUCUUAUUACCUAUUUUGACUUAUUUACAGUGGUAACCAAAAUUUAGAAAAAUUUUAAAAAUAAAAUAUUAGUAAUCAAAGUCAAAUAUCUAUAAUGUCAGUAAUAAGUUUGAGAAAUUUCUACUUCACCGUUAAAGUUGGGGCUGACUCCAAGAUUUGAAAUAAUUGAACCUAGUCUGAAAUUAUCAAACAUCUGUGAAAAACAUUUGAAAAUAUGCAAUAAUGCAGACAUGUAGAACUAUUGGUCGUGCCAAUUUCUAUUCUUUUUGCACUUUCCAGGAAGUUGUUCCCUGGAAUCCUUUGAUAAUAAAAAACCAGCAAACAACAGGCUCAGUCCCUAUUAAAGUGCAGAGAAUCAUACCAGACGGUACCAAGUUUUUGUUUUUGUCACAUUUGAGAUUCAUACUUGAACUCCUAUUGGAGAGAUUCAAUGAUCUCAACACUUUUUCUUAGUUAUCCUUUCUUGUUUAUUCUUGUAAGCAUCCAUGGGAUUCUUGCAACAGUUCAUGCUCAACGUAGUAUAAGUGUAGGUGAUUUUCUAUCUGCAAAUGAUAAAAACAUGAAUUGGCAAUCACCAUCAGGUGAUUUUGCCUUUGGUUUUCAUCCCAUUGCAGGCAAAAAAAAUCUAUUCAUUCUUGCAAUCUGGUAUGCUAAGAUACCGGAAAGAACUAUAGUAUGGUAUGCGAAUAGAGAGAAUCCAGCAACUGAUAGAGAUUCAAAGGUUGAGCUCACCAGGACCGGACAUCUUGUGCUUAAAGACGCUAAAGACAAAGAGUUGUGGAGAUCCGAAAGCAUUACUAAUGAUUCUCAAGUGUCACAUGCAGCCAUGCUUGAUACAGGGAAUUUCGUGAUAGCAAGCAACAACUCAAGCAACAUAUGGGAAAGCUUCAAAUAUCCAACUGAUACCAUCUUACCAACUCAAGAAUUGGAUGCUGAUGGCAGUCUUUUAUCAGCUUUGCAUGAAACAAGUUACAAUAAGGGGAAAUAUCAACUUCGUUUCGAUGAAGGAUCUCUCAUACUUAAUCAAAUAGAUAUGUUCACCAGAAAACCUUACAAUGAUUAUUUUAGUUUUGGAACCGGUUCUCAUUCUCGGUUGAUCUUCAACAAAUCAGGGUAUAUCCAAAUCCAGAAUUCAAAUGGAAGUCUACUGAACCUUGCACCAGAAAAUGCUGUUCCAAAACCGGAGUCAAACUACUACAGGGCAACACUUAAUUUUUAUGGAGUUUUUACUCUUUAUUCUUAUCCAAGGAACCCCAGUGGUCGUGAAAGCUGGUCUGUCUUGUGGUUCAGGCCUAGGGACAUCUGUCGUAGCUUUGUAGACAUUACAGCUACACUUGGAAAUGGCCCUUGUGGUUAUAACAGCUUUUGUGAAGCUAUCAAUGGGAGGCCUAGUUGCACAUGUCCCCCUGGAUUUUCUUUCCUGGACGUAAAUAAUCCAUACACGGGCUGCAAACAAGAUUACACAAGCUACCCUGGAGAUUGCAAGCCGGAUGGAUCCACCAUUAGGGAAGAUCGCUUUGAGUUCAAGUCAAUGUCAUUUGCUGAUUUUCCUUUCAGUGACUAUGGAAUAUUGCAACCUGCAACUGAGUUGGAAUGUAGGCAAUCUUGCCUUCUUGACUGUUCUUGUGCAGUUGCCAUUUUACAGGAUCCAACUUUAAGUGCAGAUGGCAGUGGAACUUGUUGGAAAAAGAAGUUACCACUUUCAAAUGGGUGGUUUGAUAGAGAUGCUCUAGAUAGAACAGCUCUAUUUAAGGUACCAAAGUCAAAUGCCUCUAGGACAAACCAAGCCGCUCCAAAUCCAAGCAAUGAAAAUCAGAAUCAAGUUAUCUUGAUCCUUUCAGUUAUCUUAGGCACCUCAGCAAUUUUCAACUUCUUUUUUUUAGUUGCAGUUUCUCUGAUCUUCUUCUGUUUAUAUCAAAGAAGACUUCGAUACUUAGACGGUUUUUCUAGCAGAAGAGAUUUGGAGACUAAUCUGCGUUCUUUCACAUACAAAGAUCUUGAACAAGCCACAAACAGAUUCAAAGAAGAACUAGGAAGGGGUGCCUUCGGUACGGUUUACAAAGGAGAGUUGCCAUCAAGUUAUGGAAAUUAUGUUGCAGUCAAGAAAUUAGAAAGGUUUGCAAAAGAGGGUGAAAAUGAAUUUAAAACAGAAGUGAAGGUCAUUGGCCAAACUCACCACAAGAAUUUGGUGAGACUACUUGGAUAUUGUGAUGAAGGUGAAAAUAGACUUCUGGUCUAUGACUUUAUGCAAAAUGGUACAUUGGCUAGCUUCCUUUUUGGAGUGCUAAGGCCUAGUUGGCAACGAAGACUGCAAAUUGCAUCAGGGAUUGCAAAAGGCCUCACAUACUUGCAUGAAGAAUGCAACACACAAAUCAUCCACUGUGACAUAAAGCCACAAAAUAUACUAUUGGAUGAUUCUUUUACUGCCAAAAUAUCUGAUUUUGGGUUGUCAAAGCUUUUGAUCAACAACAACACUCGAACGCUGACCGGCAUAAGAGGGACCAAAGGGUAUGUGGCACCAGAGUGGUUCAGAAACACCCCAGUCACAGUGAAGGUAGAUGUUUAUAGUUUUGGAGUCGUGCUGUUAGAGAUCAUAUGUUGCAGAAGAUGUGUUGAAGUUGAGAUGGAGGAAGCAACAAUAUUAACAGAAUGGGCAUACGAAUGCUACAGUGAAGGCAUAGUUGCAAAGCUGGUGGAAAAUGAUGAAGAGGCUAGAAGUGAUGUAGUGAAAGCGGAGAUGUUAUUAAAAGUGGCAAUUUGGUGUGUACAAGAAAAUCCAUUUUUGAGGCCAUCCAUGAGGACUGUUACAAUGAUGCUCGAUGGUGCCGUCCAGGUUCCUACUCCACCAUGCCCUUUCCUUGUCGAUUCAAUGAUCUAG